GCCCGGCGCAGCGCAGUCGGCUCGAGUGCUCCCGGUGAGGAGGAGGUGUCCUCGGCUGUGCCGCCCUCCGCCGCCGUCGCCGGGCUGCGCCGCUAGAGCCGGGACGCGCCUCCGCGCUCCUCGCCGCCUGCACCCCCGCGGCCUCCGCUCCCCUCGCCGUCCGCACACCCACCAUGACGAAGAAUGAGAAGAAGUCCUUCAACCAGAGCCUGGCCGAGUGGAAGCUCUUCAUCUACAACCCGACCACCGGAGAGUUCCUGGGGCGCACCGCCAAGAGCUGGGGUUUGAUCUUGCUCUUCUACCUAGUUUUUUAUGGGUUCUUGGCUGCACUCUUCUCAUUCACAAUGUGGGUUAUGCUUCAGACUCUGAACGAUGAGGUUCCAAAAUAUCGUGACCAGAUUCCUAGUCCAGGACUUAUGGUUUUCCCAAAACCAGUGACUGCGUUGGAAUAUACAUUUAGUGUAUCAGAUCCAAGUUCCUAUGAAGGGUACGUUAAAGACCUUAAGAAGUUUCUAAAAUCAUAUUCUGGAGAAGAACAGAGUAAUCUCAAAGACUGUCCUGAUGGAGUUCCUUUUGAACAGAAGGGUCCAGUUUAUACUGCAUGUCAGUUUCCUCUUGCCUUACUCCAAGAAUGCAGUGGUAUAGGUGAUCCUGAUUUUGGCUAUUCCAAAGGAAAACCUUGUAUUCUUGUAAAAAUGAACAGAAUAAUUGGAUUAAAACCUGAAGGAGAUCCAAGGAUAGAAUGUGUUCCAAAGGAUGGAAGCACAGCAAUUGUAGAAACAUAUCCUAAUCUUGGAGUUAUAGACUUAAAGUAUUUUCCAUAUUAUGGGAAAAAACUGCAUGUGGGAUAUCUGCAGCCAUUAGUUGCUGUCCAGGUCAUCUUUGGAUCUAAUAGUACCAGGAAUGAAGUAACAGUUGAGUGCAAAAUUGAUGGAUCACCCAACCUAAAAAACCAGAAUGAUCGUGACAAGUUUUUGGGACGAGUUGUGUUCAAAAUUAUAGCACGUGCAUAGUAUGUGUAGGAUGUCUCCACAGAAUAAAUGUUGUGUUGUCUGUCUUCAUUUUGCAUCAGCUGGACCUGCCAUUCUAGAAUUGAGAGACCACCUUGGAGAAGGUGUGUGGUACAUGACACUGGGGUGACAUCAUAACGUGCUUCCAGAUCAUAGUGUUCAGUGUCCUCUGAAGUAACUGCCUGUUGCCUCUGCUGCCCUUUGAACCAGUUCAUUCGCCUGAUAGGGACCAGUGAACACCUGAUUCUGAACACGUAGGAUGGGGUCUUGCCCUCUUUUUAUGUGGUUUAAUUGCCAAGUGUCUAAAGCUUAAUGUGCUGUGCUAUGUAAAUAUUUUAUGGAUUUAACACUGGUUAACUGUUAUAUUUUGAUGCCAACAAAAUUUUAGGGAUAAAAUGGUACCUGGCCAACAUCAAGUGACUUUAUAGCUACAAGCAGUGUGUGUGGAGAAGUUCUGUAUGUGAGGAGGAAAAAAAGAAAAUAAAAGUGGAUCUAAAAGUGUUAUCUUGGA
Marmota monax (woodchuck) is the source of this 1521-nucleotide messenger RNA. RefSeq names its product ATPase Na+/K+ transporting subunit beta 3 (gene Atp1b3). The record is from RefSeq and is a predicted model, not a curated record. Lineage: Eukaryota; Metazoa; Chordata; Mammalia; Rodentia; Sciuridae. Gene Ontology annotation, biological process: intracellular potassium ion homeostasis; intracellular sodium ion homeostasis; potassium ion import across plasma membrane. Gene Ontology annotation, molecular function: ATPase activator activity. Gene Ontology annotation, cellular component: sodium:potassium-exchanging ATPase complex. Bases 174 to 1013 code for a protein of 279 amino acids. The transcript is spliced from 7 exons.